AUGGAGAAAUCACACCAUGAACUCUACUGUGCCGCGGCUAUUGCCAAUAUGGAGGGCUGUAGAAAGCUCCCGUUUCCCCUGACAGAAGCGAAAGAGACCACGAGACUGCCUUUCCUUGAGGACCGAGUCAGGACCCUCGAAGCCGCCAUACAAAUCACGCAGCCGCCUCCUGAUACAGAGCAGUCCUGGACAGGGCUUGCCUUUCGUAUCUGGAGACUGCGCGGCAGAAUGCAAAGCCGCGGCAUGGCUAUGAUGUUGGUUGAUCACCCUUGGCCCGCACAAGACGACAAAUCAAUGCUGCCGAAUCUCUCGGGUAUCUCUGUGCAAGAUAUCCAAAAAGCCAUCGACAGCAUCCGAACAUUUGCACCACGCACUCUAUGGCCCAAGGAAGGAAGCGUUGACGAGAUGCUGAGUUUCGUUUUACAGAAGCUCUGCCAUAUCGCUGGCUGGAGGAACAACUCGCUCAGGACCAUACCAGUGACUCCUGUUGAUAUGUACAUUUGCGCCCUCAAGCAAUCCCUUCUUGCUGAAGUCUCUGGACCAGUGGGACCAAUGCCCUUUGUGCCUCCCCCUCGCCCCCAGCCCAAGAAGUUGUCCUGUGGUUGUUGUGGUUGCACUUGUCACAAGGCCCCUGUUCAUUUCGGAAUACUGCGACAUGGGCACGGGGAACGUUCGUUGAGUCAAGGCUCAAAACAGAAGUUUUCUUGGUUGAAGAAGCUCCUUUUCUGGAGAAAAAAAGAGGUAGAUGACAUCGCUUCUACCUGCUCGUCUGGGUCUAGUACGGCCAUAGUUGAUUAG
Metarhizium acridum CQMa 102 is the source of this 798-nucleotide messenger RNA. The record is from RefSeq and is a predicted model, not a curated record. NCBI's taxonomy places the organism in Eukaryota, Fungi, Ascomycota, Sordariomycetes, Hypocreales, Clavicipitaceae.